This is a messenger RNA of Tetrahymena thermophila SB210, 768 nucleotides long. RefSeq lists its product as hypothetical. The transcript has a single exon. The record is from RefSeq and is a predicted model, not a curated record. Lineage: Eukaryota; Ciliophora; Oligohymenophorea; Hymenostomatida; Tetrahymenidae.
AUGAUUUUAAAUACAUCAAAUAGUUCGGGUAAUAUUUUUUAGGGGUCUCUAGAUGGAUUAAAUACCUUGUAGAGGAAUUCUUCAAAAGGAAUGAAUAUUUAAAAAAUAUCUACUUUAAAAAAAUCUGAUUUUAUGUUACCUAAGAUAAAGUAAGAAAUUCAAAAAUCAUACGAUGAUCCAUAUAGAGAAGAUAGAUUUGUCGAAAAAGACUUGUCAUAUUAUAAAAUUUAGAGGUACAAUAAGAAUGGGUAUAAACGCUUUGAAAAUAAUAACAUGAUUGGAAAAUCAGCUAGCUAUUAAGUUGUAAAUAACUCAAAUAACCAGACACCAAGAAAAGAAAUAUUGCACACAUAAAAUAGUUAUAUGGAAUCAUCUCCUUUAAAUAUUAGAUAGAAAGCUAAUCUUGAAAUAUCUCCUAAAUUCCAAUAAAGCAAGAUGAACUAAUCAAAUAGCUCUGCCCAAAUACUAAACUCUAUUUCAGAUAUUGCCUAGAACUAUAAUAGCGCAUUGGUUAAAAAGAGCAAGAACUUAAUGAUUAAUUAAAAUUACUAAGCUUUCAAUCCCAUAAAAGUUUUUUAAAAAGACCGAAAAAAGUCAAUAGAAUAAAAAAUAGAAGAGGAUUCAAAAAUAAAUAAAAAUUUAAAUUAAAUCAGAAAUUUGCUUGUUUCUUAAAACACUCCACUAGUGCAAGAAAGUUAUGGCUAAAAAUUUUAGAAAUAUUUUGUGGGUCAUAGGGUACCAACAUAUUUUCAUAAGGCUAACCAAUGA